CAUUUUUGGAGAAAGCAGUCGUUAAUUUCACUGCGGCUGACAAAACCAAGUCCUGCUCUGGUUUGAGGCGUCAAACAGCUCUAGAAGUUACUGGGAAUUCUCUUGAAGUAACAGAGACACGCUGGAAUCCUUGAAACUCUCUGAGGAAUCACUCUGACAUCAGUGAGAAUGUCUGGAUUUGAAGAAAUUGGUAUCGCUGGGCCAGACCAUCUGCGGGAAGCGCUGACUAAUUGCACUGAUCCCCAACAGGCCAUCGAAGACUUCCAAGCAGAGAAUGGAAUCCUCUUACCAACCCUCCAACCAGCCUUACCCUUACUAGACCUUCACAACAUUCGUAGAUAUGAAUUCCAUCGCUCCAUCAUGGAAGAACUUCGACAACAGCUCAUUGAUAAAUGCAGACAACUUUCUGAAGUCGGCAACAAGAAAUCCUACAAGACCAUCGAAGAGUUGCUCUCUAAAUGCUUCCCGCUCAUCCGGGUUAAAUCUGUUCAGCCUGUCGUCAUGGAAAUCAUGAAGCUUCUUCCAAGAGUUCCAUCCAAAUACCUAGCUGUCGUUGUAGAGGAUCGAGAGCUUUAUAAAUGCGCUUCGAUGGAAGUCAAACGCCAAAUCUGGGAGCAAAAUCCGUCCCUGUAUGGGGAUGAAGUCUCUCCCAUAUUAUCGGACUAUAUUAAAAGUAAAGAGGCCAUCCUAUUUGGAAGUGAAACCAUCAACUCUCACAUGUUUUUCUCAGUGACUCCUAAAACUCGCCGCCAGGGUGAAGUGGUUCAAAAACUCGCUCAGAUGAUCGGAAAGAGCAUCCGUCUGUAUGACAUGGUGUUGCAGUUUUUAAGGACGUUGUUUCUGCGGACGAGGACAGUCCAUUACUGUACACUGAGAGCGGAGCUGCUCAUGGCCUUACAUGAUAUGGAGGUUCAUGAGAUAUGUACAGAGGAUCCGUGUCAUAAGUUUACGUGGUGCUUGGAUGCCUGUAUCAGGGAGAAGUUUGUUGAUGAGAAACGAGCGAGGGAGCUACAGGGGUUCCUGGAUGGAGUGAGGAGAGGUCAAGAACAAGUACUUGGUGACCUGUCUAUGAUCUUGUGUGAUCCAUUUUCUAUUCACACCAUCGCUACAAGUAGCAUCAAAGUAAUGCAGCAACUAAUGAGCUCCGAAAAACUACCUAGGGAAAGUGCUGUACUAUUGCUAUUGCUCAGAAUGUUGGCAUUGGGUCUCGGAGCUUGGGAUAUGAUUGACAAACAGCACUUCCAUGAGCCCAAAAUGGAAAAUGACCUUGUUUUGAGAUUUCUUCCAAGUCUUAUGUCAUUGCUGACUGAUGACUACAUUCGUAAUAUCAACAGACGUAUCCACGAAACAGAAGACGAUCCCAAACUCAAGGAUGUCCCCGGUCAACUCCUGAAGUCCUCUCGUAAGGACCGCAUCGCUUCAACCCUCCUCCUUUACUACAUCUUACACAUCACAAGACAGAGGAACAAAGAUGCCCUCUUCAGGGUCCUCCCUAAGAUUACCAAGACAGAGAGCAACAUGUCUUACGAUGAUAUCUUCUUACAUCCUUUUAUGUCUCAGCUGGCGCUGAUGGGAGAGGAUUUCUCCUCAGUGAAUUUUUGUAACCUCAUUUUCGAGGAGUUUCUCCUUGGAUCUGGCAUUCAGGAGAAUGUUCUUAGACACACAUUGCGACUGUUGGAGUAUGUUUUCCACAAAGUGCCUUCGGAGAGGACGUCAAAGUUGAUGGACAGACUGGAGCCCAAAACAGAGCACAGUCAAGAGGUUCGAGACCUAUACAGUAAUGUCUUGAAGAAGAUUGAGGCAUACAUACCUAGUCCUGUAGCAGUCCCAGAGCCCCUGGAUUCCCCUCUGAUGAGUGUCCCUACACCUGCACCCCUCUGGACACCCCUCUGACAUGCCUCUGACACACCUACAACAAACACCCACAGCAUCUUGAUGAGAUUCAGAUUGAUACCCUGAUAACUCAAACUCCAUUUUUGCAAUUCACGUGAUUUAAACCACGACUACUGCUCACCCCAUGGCAAAAUUUUAUAAAACAUGUAACUUACAAAGUUCAGACAAAAUCUUGCUUGUCAGAAACAGGUUACUAGCCAACAUUCCAUAAAGUUUACACGGUUACCACUGCUACCCCACUCACUUUUUGCUUGGCAAAGACAUUUACUGGACAGACCCCUAAACCACAAGGGCCCAAUUUCAUUUAAAAGCUGUUAAGCAGAAAAUACAGAAAAUUGAUUUGCAAAGCACAGGGUUAGUGGGGCACCACUCGCAACAAUGUAAGUUUGAUGGUAGUUUGGCUGGUAACCUGUUUCUGCCAAGCAACUUUUGAUGGGUGCUUAGCAAGUUUUUUAGCAGGUUCUCUUCUGCUUUCCUUUUCUUUCUUGGGUUUUAUUUCACUGAAAAGCUUGUAGGGCGAUUUAGCAAACAUUUGUGUCCAAGUCAGUUUCCUGGUUUUUUGAAAACAAGUUGCCUUAAUGUAGAUUAACUUCUGCAUGUUACAAGCACUCAGAGAUUAUUGGACGUGAACCUUUGUUAAAGUAGUUUGUGUAAUUAAUGUGUCUAGUAUUUAUGACUGUUGACCAACCCAGACUAUCCCAAGUUCUUUUGUAAUCGAGCAAGAGUCUUUAGUUUGGGUUGGUCAACUUGAUGUACAAUAAUGUGUAUACAUGUAUAUAUUUACUGUUAAUAGACAAUGAAUGGCAGCAGUCUGACGCGAAGUACAUAGACUAAAAUAUUGUAUCAAUAAUUGUACAGGAAUCCUUUGCAAUAACGUCAUUGCACACUGGCUUCAUUGUGGAGGAAAUCUUUUGAAGAAUUCAGGUUGUUCAGCUUCUGACUGGCACCUGAACAAAGAUAUUAAAAAUGGUUGGAGACGGCCAACAGUAGGGCUGGAUAGCUCAGUUAAGUGUGGGCCUGUUACUCCAGAGGUUACCUGUCCCAAGUCCCGCUCUAGUCAAUCUUUCUUGGUCCGACACAAAAGUAGAGUAAUAGUUUUUCUGACUGGUGUUUUAUCUGACUACUCCCCACAUGGUGGUCUGGAUAGCUGCGUGAGACGCAUAUUGCAAGGGAGUCUGUACAUUCUGUUUCUGGUAUAAACCCCAAUCAAUUGGAGCCUUUUGGGGACACUAGGUGGCAGCAAGACUGGAACUAUUGUUCUAUAGACGAUGUGACCUCUGACGUCACUCGAAAACCAUA
Molecule: messenger RNA, 3192 nt
Organism: Asterias rubens (European starfish)
Lineage: Eukaryota; Metazoa; Echinodermata; Asteroidea; Forcipulatida; Asteriidae
Product: negative elongation factor B-like
Exons: 6
Coding region: 169-1893 (574 amino acids)
Biological process (GO): negative regulation of transcription elongation by RNA polymerase II
Cellular component (GO): NELF complex; nucleus
Source: RefSeq, a predicted model, not a curated record